Messenger RNA from Penicillium angulare, 1197 nucleotides. RefSeq names its product aspartate aminotransferase. Gene Ontology annotation, biological process: biosynthetic process. NCBI's taxonomy places the organism in Eukaryota, Fungi, Ascomycota, Eurotiomycetes, Eurotiales, Aspergillaceae. Bases 1 to 1197 code for a protein of 398 amino acids. The transcript has 5 exons. The record is from RefSeq and is a predicted model, not a curated record. Gene Ontology annotation, molecular function: catalytic activity; pyridoxal phosphate binding.
AUGGUUCAGGUUAAGCCCUUUGUUAUCGAUAAUUGGGUCCGCCAGUUUAAGCAUUUAGCCAGCACAACUUUCCAUGACACAUGUGUUCAGCCACUAUCCCUACAGGAAUUGUCUCAAUUUCAAGCUUCCGACUCUUCACUCAGUCCCAUCAACAACCUAAACCCAUUGAGUUAUGGGGCAGUCUUAGGAAACCCCAGUCUUCGGGAGAAGAUUCUCUCGCUCUACAGCAAAGAUAGCGUUGAGCCGAUAGACAAGCUAUCUCUUACUGUCACCCAGGGUGCAAUUUCUGCCAAUUUCUUGGUUCUGGAUACCCUUCUGGGACCAGGAGAUCAUGUUAUUUGCCAGUAUCCCACAUACCAGCAGCUCUACGAGGUACCACGACGAGCAGGCACAGACGUAUCGCUCUGGCGAACCAACGAGGAAAAGAAAUGGAUUCCGAACACCGAUGACCUCUCGUCGUUAGUGAAGGAGAAUACAAAAAUGAUCAUCAUAAACAAUCCCAACAAUCCGACCGGGGCAUCGAUCCCUCUAGCAGUCCUAGAAGAGAUCAUCUCCUUCGCCGCCCAAAGAAACAUAAUUGUGUUCAGCGACGAAGUGUUCCGGCCACUUUUCCACGAUCAAUUUGCAGAGAACCCCCCUUCAAUCAUGUAUUUCGCCGAUGUGUACAAGAACAUCAUUGCGACAUCCAGUCUGUCGAAAGCUUACUCACUCCCCGGUAUCCGAGUUGGAUGGGUAAUCACACCCAACCCCGACCUUUUAAACCCCGUGAUUCUUGCAAGAGACUACGCCUCUCUCUCCGUCUCACAAGUAGAUCAGGAUAUAGCAACAUACGCCCUCGAUAAAUCGGUACGAAGCAAGAUCCUUCAGCGAUCACUAGCCAUCUGCAAACGCAAUAUUGAUGCACUAGAGCGCUUUAUCACAUUGCAUGCAGAUAGAUUGCGGUGGAUUAAGCCGAGCGGUGCAUCUUCGGCAUUUGUGCAGGUAAUUGAUCCGAGGGCCGGCGGACCAGUUGAUGAUAAACUGUUUUGUGAGAGGAUUAUUCAAGAAUCCGGGCUGUUGAUUAUUCCGGGUGGACUGGCUUUUGGUACGGAGGGUGAGCUAGACUUUAAGGGGUAUAUGAGAGUUGGGUUUGUAUGUUCUGCUGAGAAAUUUGAGCAGGCGCUGGUCAUCUGGGGGCAGUGUCUUGGUCAGCUUUAG